AUGGGCGUGCUCAGGGCCGGGCUGUGCCCAGGCCUCACCCAGGACAUGGUCCAGCUGCUGAGGAGCCACGGGAUCAGGACAGUGGCGGACCUGGUCUCCGCGGACCUGGAGGAGGUGGCCCGGACGUGUGGUUUGUCUUACAAGGCCUUGGUUGCCCUGCGGCGGGUGCUGCUGGCCCAGUUCUCAGCCUUCCCCUGCAACGGCGCCGACCUCUACGAGGAACUGAAGACCUCCACCGCCAUCCUGUCCACGGGCAUUGCAAGCCUAGACAAACUGCUCGACGCAGGUCUCUACACUGGAGAAGUGACUGAAAUCUCCGGCGGCCCAGGCAGCGGCAAAACCCAGGUGUGUCUUUGUGUGGCUGCCAAUGUGGCCCAUGGCCUGCAGCAGAACGUCCUGUACGUGGAUUCCAAUGGAGGGCUGACAGCCUCCCGCAUCCUCCAGCUACUGCAGGCCAGAACCCCGGAUGAGGAGGAGCAGGCAGGAGCUCUCCAGAGGAUCCAGGUGGUGCGUGCCUUUGACAUCUUCCAGAUGCUGGAUGUGCUGCAGGACCUCCGAGGUGCCGUGGCCCAGCAGGUGAGCGAUUCUUCAGGAACUGUGAAGGUGGUCAUUGUGGACUCUGUCACCGCCGUCGUCUCCCCACUUCUGGGAGGUCAGCAGAGGGAAGGCUUGGCCUUGAUGAUGCAGCUGGCCUUGGAGCUGAAGACCCUGGCCCGGGACCUUGGUGUGGCGGUGGUGGUGACCAACCACAUGACCCGAGACCGGGACAGCGGGAAGCUUAAGCCUGCCUUGGGCCGCUCCUGGAGCUUUGUGCCCAGCACCCGGAUUGUGCUGGCCGUCGGCGAAGGAGCAGGAGCACCAGGCAGUGAGCGCACAGCGUGUCUGACUAAAUCUCCCCGUCUGCCAACAGGUUCCCAGGAGCCGGUAGACAUUGGGACCUGGGGGGCUCUGGAGCAGAGCCCAUUGUCACAGGGAGAGCAGGCAUGA
This is a messenger RNA of Pipistrellus nathusii (Nathusius's pipistrelle), 987 nucleotides long. The record is from the annotation of a GenBank genome assembly. Lineage: Eukaryota; Metazoa; Chordata; Mammalia; Chiroptera; Vespertilionidae.